UUUUGUACUUUUGGCACCAGUGAUGAUGGGUUACGACCUAGAUCCUAUUUUUAGACUGCUUAUCCUCAUACCCUUAGUUUGAUAUUUCGAUAUUCUAUUCGUGUGAAUACGUGAUGACCAUGAACAAAUCAACCUUUGUUUUUAUUUUCUACCGAUGCUACGUAUCGAGUAGUAAGAUACUAUUGAAGAAUAAAAGAAAGACAGUGUAUAGAUUUCCGACCGCAAUACCUGGGUUUAGGAAAAGCCACUGCAGAGACCUAUAAUAUUGUAGUGAAGUAUGAGGAGGUACUGUUCAGUCUGCGUCAUAUGUGAGGCUGCUUCGUAUUUAUACUUCGUGAGCAAUAUAUGUUACGUUCAGCCCCUGCAUAUCGCCUGUCACCGCCAUUUUUUAUUGCCUUCUCCCUCAUUACUGCUACUCUGCUGUUCAACAUUGGACGCAUUCUGAUGAACAUAAGGAGAAACUCACAUAAAGAAAAAUAAAAUGAAAUAAAUAAACCAAAAGAAAAGAAUAAUGUAGGCUGAGGGGAACCCGUUGCCAGGGUAAGUGCACUAGGGCUGCCAGAUUUGUUUACCAUCACCGAUCGGGAAUGGUCAAAAAUUCGCCGAUCGAACGAAUGUCAAUCAGGUACUCCAAAUCUUUCUCUACCUUUCUGUCAUCCCGCCUCACACGCGCUUCGUGUUUAGGACAUUUUACCUUCCAUCAUUCAAGAUGGACAAACGAUCAGCAGAAAGUCCGAUGGACUUCGAAUGGCAGACAAGAGCCCCAGGGGAUGUGACUUCACCCUUCUAUCAGCUCAGCAUGCAGCAUGACAACCAAAAGAAACGACCCUAUCGCAUCUUCGAAUCUCCCGACAAGAAACAGACACCAGCCUUGCGUGAACCCAAUUCACAGCCCUUCCUCUUCUCCCAGUCGCGACCCCAAGACCCGCCUGGCACCCCGAAAUCCCUCUUUGGCCAGUCCGCAUUCAUGACCCCGCGCAAGUUCGAUGUUGAUUUCUCGUCCGGUGCAGAGAAUAUGUCGUCUCCCGAGAACGCAGAUAACGAAGAUACUCCGGAGCCGCCCAUGAAGUCGGGCCAUCGAAAUUCAUUAUUCAACAUGUACGGACGGUUUGCGCCCAGUCCCGGGCGGGGCGAGAUUCCUCGUCUGAAUCAUUAUUCCAAUGCGUUGGCUCGCCGGGUACAGAAGAGAAGACGAAGGGACAAGGCACUAGAUAUGCAAUUUCGCAGGGAGAGUGAUGAUGAGAGUGAGGACGAGCACGUAUCAGCCAACAAGCAGAACCAGAACCAGGGACACAUUCAGGGGCAGGCCCAACCGGCAUCGCGUAUGUCUUCUUUCUCGGACUUUUUCGCUUUGCUCGAGGCACACCCCAACGUUCCGAGUAUCCUGUCGUGGUGGGCCCAGUUGGUCGUGAACCUGUCUCUGUUCUCGCUCGCCGUGUACGUGGUGUUUGGAUUUGUGUCGGCUAUUCGGGCGGAGUUCGAGCAGGCGGCGGAAGAGGUGUCCGAUACAAUAUUAGCAGAAAUGGCGACGUGUGCGAAGAGCUACGUGGAUAACAAGUGCGGCGGCGGAGAUCGACUUCCAGCGCUGGAGACAGUCUGUGAAAACUGGGAACGCUGUAUGAACCGGGAUCCAGCGAAGGUCGGACGGGCAAAGGUGUCGGCACAUACCAUGGCGAUCAUCAUCAACAGCUUCAUCGACCCCAUUAGCUGGAAAGCGAUUAUGUUCUUCCUCGCGACCAUUUCGACAGUUACCGUUGUCAGCAACUGGUCCUUCCGUUCGUUCAGAAACCGUUACAAUCAACACGAGUAUACUCAUCCUUCUGCCCCCAGCUUUUCUCGGCAACCGUCCGGACAGCAUCACCCUUCAUUAGGCCCCUCCCAGCCGUCCUACCAGCACUCGGGUGGGUUUAAUUACCAGACCCAUGCGCCGAGUCUUGAUCAUAAAAAAGAAAAACCGUUAAUGCUCGAAGACUCGCCAACACGGGACUUCGUCAAUGAGCGGAGCCGCACUCGGGAAAAUCGCAUGCGAACCCCAAGUCCCACGAAGAGAGAUAGGAAGUUGUUAUUAUAA
This is a messenger RNA of Aspergillus pseudonomiae, 2071 nucleotides long. Its product is annotated as putative nuclear envelope protein Brr6. The transcript is spliced from 3 exons. The record is from RefSeq and is a predicted model, not a curated record. The coding region runs from base 710 to 2071 and encodes 453 amino acids. NCBI's taxonomy places the organism in Eukaryota, Fungi, Ascomycota, Eurotiomycetes, Eurotiales, Aspergillaceae. Gene Ontology annotation, biological process: lipid homeostasis; nuclear envelope organization. Gene Ontology annotation, cellular component: nuclear envelope; nuclear membrane.